This is a messenger RNA of Xenopus laevis (African clawed frog), 3733 nucleotides long. It is a transcript of the gene ebf1.S, whose product is annotated as transcription factor COE1. The transcript is spliced from 17 exons. Gene Ontology annotation, cellular component: nucleus. Gene Ontology annotation, molecular function: DNA-binding transcription factor activity; DNA binding. Bases 662 to 2476 code for a protein of 604 amino acids. The record is from RefSeq and is a predicted model, not a curated record. NCBI's taxonomy places the organism in Eukaryota, Metazoa, Chordata, Amphibia, Anura, Pipidae. Gene Ontology annotation, biological process: regulation of DNA-templated transcription.
AUGGUAAUUAGUGGGCGCCUGUGUGUAUGUGAGUUGCGUUGGUUUGUAGAGAACCUGGGAAAUAGAGUUGGCACAACUAGGCAAUCUUGGCAUCUGCUGUGCCCCAGUGCUGACCUCACUGCCCAUAGGAAUCCAUAAUCUGUGAAGUAUCUGCUGUGCCCAAGCCCAAGGGGUCAGAGAAGAAGGAGCAUCUUGGUGGGUCCCUGGCAUUUCUGCUCUGCCCCUGGACCAAGAGGACACCAACCAUAACCUGAGCUUGUGGGAUCUGUGCCCUGGAAUAUGCCACUUGGCAGAGCAGAGCUGUUGGCAGCCCAAGUCCAUGCCAUUGUUUCCUGACCUGCAUUAAAGGCUGCUGCAUCCCUUGGGCUCUGCUACUGCCCCCCUCAUUGUUCCACAGCAUCUCCAAGAGCAUCACAUCUUCUCUGCUUCCCAGGAAAUCUCAGGAGCUGCAACAGCCUCACAUCAUUCCCUGCUAAACAGCCUGCAUCCCUCUGAAUCUGGGAUCUGCUUCUGCUCACAGCCCUGGGGUUGGAUUUCACAGCUGCUGCCGGGUCUGACGGCGACCCCCAGGCUUGGGGAAAGGGGACCUUGUGUGUGCGUGGGACUCACCGGUCUGGGAGACAGAUAGAGGGUGGGGGAUUCACAGGAGACGGCUGUGUUCAUGUUUGGGAUUCAGGAAAGCAUCCAGAGGAGCGGGAAUAGCAUGAAGGAGGAGCCCCUGAGCAGCGGGAUGAAUGCAGUCCGGACAUGGAUGCAAGGAGCUGGGGUGCUGGAUGCAAAUACGGCUGCCCAGAGUGGUGUGGGUUUGGCCCGGGCACACUUUGAGAAGCAGCCACCAUCCAACCUCCGAAAGUCCAACUUCUUCCACUUUGUCCUGGCCCUGUAUGACCGGCAGGGGCAGCCGGUGGAGAUUGAGAGAACAGCAUUUGUGGGCUUCGUAGAGAAAGAUAAGGAAACCAGCAGUGAAAAGACUAAUAAUGGGAUCCAUUACCGAUUGCAGCUUCUCUAUAGCAAUGGGAUAAGGACAGAACAGGAUUUCUAUGUUCGCUUGAUUGACUCCAUGACAAAGCAGGCUAUUGUGUAUGAAGGACAAGACAAGAAUCCUGAAAUGUGCAGAGUUUUGCUCACCCACGAGAUUAUGUGCAGUCGCUGCUGUGACAAGAAAAGCUGCGGGAACAGAAACGAAACCCCCUCUGAUCCGGUGAUCAUCGACAGGUUCUUCCUAAAAUCCUUUCUGAAGUGUAAUCAAAACUGUUUGAAGAAUGCUGGCAACCCACGGGACAUGCGCAGGUUUCAGGUUGUUGUGUCCACAACCAUUAAUGUCGACGGGCACGUGCUGGCAGUGUCAGAUAAUAUGUUUGUUCAUAACAACUCAAAGCACGGAAGGAGGGCACGCCGGCUGGAUCCUUUAGAUGGGACCCCUUCCUACCUGGAACAUGCAGCAACACCGUGUAUCAAAGCCAUCAGUCCGAGCGAAGGAUGGACCACAGGAGGUGCCACUGUCAUUAUCAUAGGAGACAAUUUCUUUGAUGGGUUACAGGUCAUAUUCGGCACCAUGCUGGUGUGGAGCGAGUUAAUCACACCUCAUGCCAUCCGGGUUCAGACUCCACCCCGACACAUCCCCGGCGUUGUGGAAGUAACAUUGUCUUACAAAUCCAAGCAGUUCUGCAAAGGAACUCCUGGAAGAUUCAUAUACACAGCCCUAAACGAGCCAACUAUUGACUAUGGGUUCCAGAGGCUGCAAAAAGUCAUCCCAAGGCACCCAGGCGACCCAGAAAGGCUACCCAAGGAGGUGAUUCUAAAGCGGGCUGCAGACCUGGUGGAAGCCUUAUAUGGAAUGCCACACAACAAUCAGGAAAUAAUACUGAAGCGAGCAGCGGAUAUUGCUGAAGCCUUGUAUAGCGUCCCACGGAACCACAGCCAGCUCCCCACCCUCACAAACUCUUCUGUGCACCCGGGAAUGAUGGGAGUCAAUUCAUUCAGCGGACAGUUGGCAGUAAAUGUAUCGGAGCCAUCACAAGUCACCAACCAGGGUUUCUCUCGCAACACAAGCAGCGUAUCCCCUCACAGCUAUGCGCCAAGCACCACCCCUCAGCAAUCCAACUACAGCUCAGUGACCACCAGCAUGAAUGGCUACGGGAACACAGCCAUGUCCAGCCUCACCGGAUCUCCUAGUUUCCUCAAUGGCUCAGCUGCCAACUCCCCCUAUGCCAUUGUCCCAUCCAGUCCAACCAUGGCUUCCUCCACCAGCCUCCCUUCAAACUGCAGCAGUUCCUCUGGCAUUUUCUCCUUCUCUCCAGCCAAUAUGGUGUCAGCCGUCAAACAGAAGAGCGCCUUUGCCCCAGUAGUUAGACCACAGGCAUCCCCACCCCCAACCUGCAGCAGCUCUAAUGCCACCAGCCUGCAAGACCAGUCAUUUGUGGACAGUGGCAAGUUCCUCAGUGCAGGCUCUCUGCAGGGCUUGGCCUUCUCCUGAACUAUCUCUGGAAUGAUUGCACCUCCCAUGUGAAAAAAUCAUAUCUGCAUCUCACCUGGGGGUCCACUGCUGGAGGAACAUGCCUCUUGACUUUGAGAAGAUCUCUUUUUUUUUUUCUCUCUCUCUGCCCGAGAGCAACUUUUACUCAAGCCUCAGGAACCAAGAACUGCGGAUUUAGACAGUAGCAGUUGUUUAGCAAAAUACAAAAGGAAAAAAAAAAAACGUGUUAAAAAGGGACUGGGGCUACCAAUUUGUGAUAGAAUAUUCUUUGUUGGACAAGAUCAUUUGCAAGUGAGAAGAUCGUUUGAACAUUUUCAUAACCAUAAUUCACAUAGCCAGGAACUUGGAUGAAGAAUUUAGCAACUUGGCCCACAUAUCUGGUCAUAGGAUGGCUCAUCAUUGAUAUGGCAACGUCCCUCAGUAGAAUGGCAGAAGCGUUGUGAGAACAAAACCAACUUUUUUUGCAAUGUGUUUUGUAAUAUUACUUUGAACUGAUCAAAUGUUUCUAAGAGGCUGCGAUGGAGGACCUGAAAUGGGUUUGGGACCAAGUAUCCUACACCUACACCUCCUGCAUCUCCUGUAUUCGUAUGCGAAGGUUAUGUGCCAUAAUCGGGUCAAACCUUUGCCUCUGGAACUAGAAUCGGAAUCACUUUUCUGUACGUUUUUUUUUUCUUUGCUUAUCCAUGGUUUUCCACUUUCUCACAUUUUCUACAGGGGCUUUAGUCGCUGCAACUGGGGGUCAUCAAAUCCAGAUCCAAAAUCAGCUCCAUAAGUCAGUAUGUUUUCUCUCUCCUUCUUGACCUACCACUUCUUCCAAGCUCUUCCUUUGCUCCACUACUACAGCAUUCCAUCCUUCUUCCAGUUCCCUGCAACCCAAGUGCAAUUGGCUAAAGAACAAUAGCGGUUGUUGGUUUUUUUUUUAAUUUAAGAUAUAAGUUAGUCACAGCUUCUGGGCUUUGGGAAUUAAAAAAAAAAGCACAACAUUUGAUAAUGGGACACUUAACACUUAUAAUAUUGGCCUGUAUUUGAGUAUUUAGCUUUCUCUUUGCUUGAGGGUCAUAUUAGCUGGUGCAUUUUGUCUAAGGGUUCAUGAAUGACUUGGGAAGGUAAUUCAUUUAUUUGUUUCCCAAAGCUACUCCUGAUUGGAGAAGAAUACCCUGGCCUUACAAAUUCCAUUUUCGGAUGAAUCCAUUAAGGUGCUUAUAGGGGUUUAGAGGGGCAGUUCACCUUCAAAAAAUACAUUGUUUCAAAAUUUGA